This is a messenger RNA of Striga asiatica, 495 nucleotides long. The record is from the annotation of a GenBank genome assembly. Lineage: Eukaryota; Viridiplantae; Streptophyta; Magnoliopsida; Lamiales; Orobanchaceae.
AUGGAGUAUCUUGCCUUCCAAUGGAUGUUCAAACCCUGCAUCAACAGUAGCCCUCAAGAGUUCUGGCUUCAACAAGAAAUCCUUGAAUCCAGAGCUAUGAAUCCCUACAUAUUCAUAAAAAAUCUCCAGCCGACCGUGCAUCUUGCCCUGGACCAGUUCCUCGACAGAAGAGAGUAUGUCCUAAGUCCAAUUGACGACUACGUCGGUGUGUCCGUGGAUCGCAGGUUGGCUAAAUGCAUCUUGACUGCAAUUACAUCUCCGUCCUCCUCUGUCGCCAAACCUAGUGACGAGCUGAAGCGCCCAUGUGAGCAUGAGAGGCUGGCAAUCGAGUUUUGCUACGAGAUUGGGCCACACGUUGGAGGGUCGAAAACUGCCCAUUCGUGUAUUGGUGACAAAUUCAAUGGGUUGCUUUCAUACGAGCUUCUCUCUCCUUUAAAUGCUCCAGCAGUCGAACAGCUUCAACGAGCUCCUCUUGCGCACUUGGACCGUUACUGA